Suncus etruscus (white-toothed pygmy shrew) is the source of this 1476-nucleotide messenger RNA. It is a transcript of the gene ONECUT3, whose product is annotated as one cut homeobox 3. The record is from RefSeq and is a predicted model, not a curated record. Gene Ontology annotation, molecular function: DNA-binding transcription factor activity, RNA polymerase II-specific; RNA polymerase II cis-regulatory region sequence-specific DNA binding. Gene Ontology annotation, biological process: regulation of transcription by RNA polymerase II. Gene Ontology annotation, cellular component: nucleus. NCBI's taxonomy places the organism in Eukaryota, Metazoa, Chordata, Mammalia, Eulipotyphla, Soricidae.
AUGGAGCUGAGCUUGGAGAGUCUGGGGGGGCUGCACGGCGUGGCCCACGCGCCGGCGGGCGAGCUGCUGAGCCCGGGCCACGCGCGCUCCGCGGCGGCGCAACACCGCGGCCUGGUGGCGCCCGGGCGGCCCGGCCUGGUGGCGGGCAUGGCCAGCUUGCUGGGCGGCGGCGGCGGCGGGCGGCGGCGGGGCGGGCGCGGGGCGCGGGGGGGCGCGGGCGGCGGCGCCGAUUUCCGCGGCGAGCUGGCCGGCCCGCUGCACCCCGCCAUGGGCAUGGCCUGCGAGGCGCCCGGCCUGGGGGGCACCUACACCACGCUCACGCCCCUGCAGCACCUGCCGCCGCUCGCCGCCGUGGCCGACAAGUUCCACCAGCACGCGGCGGCCGCGGCGGUGGCCGGGGCGCACGGCGGCCACCCGCACGCCCACCCGCACCCCGCGCCCGCGCCGCCCCCGCCGCAGCGCCUGGCGGCCAGCGUGAGCGGCAGCUUCACCCUCAUGCGCGACGAGCGCGCGGCGCUCGCCUCCGUGGGCCACCUCUACGGGCCCUACGGCAAGGAGCUGCAGGCCAUGGGCUCGCCGCUGUCGCCGCUGCCCAACGCGCUGCCCCCCGCGCUGCACGGCGCCCCGCAGCCCCCGCCGCCGCCGCCGCCGCCGCUGGCCGCCUACGGCGCGCCGGGCCACCUGGCCGGCGACAAGCUGCUGCCCCCCGCCGCCUUCGAGCCCCACGCCGCGCUGCUGGGGCGCGCCGAGGACGCGCUGGCCCGCGGGCUGCCCGGAGGCGGCGGCGGGGGCGGCGGCGGCGGCGGCGCGAGCGGCGGGGGGCCCGCGGGGCUGCUGGCGCCUCUGGGCGGGCUGGCGGCGGCCGGGGCGCACGGGCCGCACUCGGGGGGCGGCGGAGGCGGCCCCGGCGGGGGCGGCCCCGGCGCGGGCGCGGGCGCGGCGGCCGAGGAGAUCAACACCAAGGAGGUGGCGCAGCGCAUCACGGCCGAGCUGAAGCGCUACAGCAUCCCGCAGGCCAUCUUCGCGCAGCGCAUCCUGUGCCGCUCGCAGGGGACCCUGUCCGACCUGCUGCGGAACCCCAAGCCCUGGAGCAAGCUCAAGUCGGGCCGCGAGACCUUCCGCAGGAUGUGGAAAUGGCUGCAGGAGCCCGAGUUCCAGCGCAUGUCGGCGCUGCGUCUCGCAGCCUGCAAGCGCAAAGAGCAGGAGCAGCAGAAGGAGCGCGCGCUGCAGCCCAAGAAGCAGCGGCUGGUGUUCACCGACCUGCAGCGGCGCACGCUCAUCGCCAUCUUCAAGGAGAACAAGCGGCCCUCCAAGGAGAUGCAGGUCACCAUCUCUCAGCAGCUCGGCCUGGAGCUCAACACCGUCAGCAACUUCUUCAUGAACGCGCGGCGCCGCUGCAUGAACCGCUGGGCCGAGGAGCCCCCCGCCGCGCCCGGGGGCCCCGCCGGCGCCGCCGCCACCUUCUCCAAGGCCUGA